UCCUCCCUUUUUCUCUGCUGGGUGACUGGUACUGGUUGCUUUUCCCCAGCUCUUCCCAAACACGGAUGAAGCAGGAUCAGGCCAGCAGUCCCCCUGCUCUGGGACUGUACCAGGGGAGAAGUUUAAGUGAUUUGGAAAAAGACGACUCUUGUCCUGUCUGAGAACUGAGAAGAUGGAAGAGGUGGGACAGCGGUGGACUGGCUUCACUCAUACCCGGAUCCCCAGACCCCAGCUUGUGUGGCAACCAAUUCACUACCACAGGCACUGGCCCAGGCUCAAGCCUGGUGUUCAGGAAUCCCACUUUCCCAUGCAGCAUGAGCCAAUUUCCAGCAAAGAGCUCUUCUCAAUGUCAACCUCUGGAGGAUUCAGACUCCUGGCUGCCACCCAUAGAGAGCCUCUCAAUGGAUGACUUUUGGAUGGAGGUGGAGAACAUGAAGCAGGGUGAUGGACUGAAGCAGGAGGAGAGUGGUAUCACUGAAGCCCAGAUCUCAGAGGAGGGUGAGGCAGAAGCCCAGUGGCUUCAGGACACAGGCUUAGCUGACCUCAUUGGGGCUCCUACACCAGACAGUGAUAACAGAGUGCUCCUGUCCACGCUCACAAAGACCCAAGCAGCUGCUGUGCAACGGAGACUAGACACAUACACACGCUCAAUCCGUAAGAAAAAUAAGCCACCGGUGAGGGACGUCAGAGACAUCUUUGGCACCUUUGAUUCAGGGGAAAUGUUAGCAGAGAGAGAAGAUGCUGAGGGGAAAUUGACACAGCCCAAAUCCAGGCCUUCAGAAGCUCCACCAGCGGCAGAUUAUCCUGGAUGUAUGGAAUAUCCUUGCCCAGUUCCUAGUUCUGGGAAGGAGGAAAUAUUCAGCACUGAUUCUGCAUAUUCAGAGCAAGCAGCACUUCUUCAGAAAGGAACACUCCCCCCAGAAGCCAAGUGGAUAAAGGGCAAGGGCUCACUGCCGAAGUUUAGAAUUCCCAAGGGAAGACUUGGAGUGACAAGAAUAGGAGACUUAUCACCACAAGAUAUGAAGAAGAUCCCCACAUUGGCCCUGAUUGAGCUGACAGCCCUCUGUGACAUUUUGGGACUGGACUUGAGAAGGAGCAAGGCAGGAAAAUGGAAGGCAACAGAGAACCGGCUUUUUGGAGUCCCACUUAGCACUUUGCUGGAGACUGAUCAGAAAGUUGUCCCUAACACACAAGUUCCACUGAUUCUACAAGCUCUGCUGUCCUGUUUGGAGAAGAGAGGGUUAGACACCGAAGGGAUCCUGAGAGUGUCUGGCUCCCAGACCAGGAUUAAGAGUUUGGAGCAGAAGCUAGAAAGAGAGUUCUAUGCAGGUCUCUUCAACUGGGAUGAGGUCCAUCAAAAUGAUGCAUCGGGUUUGCUGAAGAGGUUCAUCCGAGAACUCCCUACUCCACUUCUCACAGCCGAGUAUCUGCCUGCCUUCACUGUAGUGCAAAAUAUCCCAGACCUGAAGCAACGGUUACAGGCUCUGAAUCUUCUCAUCUUGAUUCUUCCUGAAGCUAACAGAAACACUUUAAAGGCCCUGCUGGAAUUUCUCAGAAAGGUAGUUGCCCGAGAGAAGAACAACAAAAUGACUUUAUGGAAUGUUUCCAUGGUGAUGGCACCAAAUCUCUUCAUGCAUAAAGGGCAACCUCACAGAAUCCCGGAGGGAAAGGGGAAGCAGCUGGCCGAGGGUGCCGCUGAUGUCAUCCGGGCCAUGAUCCAUUACCAGGACCUUCUGUGGACUGUCUCCUCCUUUUUGGUUGCCCAAGUCCGGAAACUGAAUGAGAACAGUAGCUGGAGGCAUCAGUUCUAUGACAGACGGAUCAAGAACUUACUUAGGAAGAUCCACACAGACAAAGACAAGGAGAGCAAGACCCCCGGAAAGCCAUCCAAAGUGGUGAAAAUCCAGGCUGCUCUACUCCUGAAAGACUGUUUAGAAGUGCAUCUCCACAAUGGCACCAAAGCCGCUGAUGUGCUCAAACAGUUCCAGAAGCACUUCUGCUCCAACAGCUGGAAUGUCAUGAAUGCUGUCAGCCUAAUCCAAUGUAAUGGGCCUAUUGAAUCAUCAAACCUACUCCUCUAUGAAGUUGGAGGGAACAUAAGUGAGCAUUGCCUGGAUCCAGAUACCUACCUCUUAGACCUGUACCAUACCAACCCCCAUGGAGAGUGGGUCAUUAAACAGAGUCCCACUUUACCCCGGACACUUUAGGAGAGUUACAAAGGGUCAGAAAGAAAGAAGAGCAGCAGGAAGAACAUUUUUUUUCCUUUUGAGCACCUCUGUGCCUGCCCAGUUUCCUCCAUCCAGUGCCUUUAGCUGGAAGAUGUGCAGAAUUCAACUUGAAGGUGGACAGAGACACGGAAGCCACAGAUCACUUCAUGUUCCAAAGAACCUUGCUGACUAGCCGCACAGUGCCUGCCACCAGUGACACAUGAGACCCAUCUAGGUGGGCAGACAUUCUUCUGUACAGCAUUUCAGCUAAUGGUUGCCCAGAAACUAACCUGGCAGUGAAAUCCUUGCCCAUUCUUGGGCAGUGACUCAGCGUGGAGAGAGAGAAAACAGGAUCCUGUGAAAUCUGCAAUUCUGAAAAAGGCAUUCCCAUUUUGGAAAGCUUUGUGGUUACUGGUGAUGGGAAGAGCUCCUUCAUGUUUCCUGCUAGCUACAUGAGCUCAUAUUUCUUCUCUUGGCAAAAAAGAAAUACUGCUUCUCAAGGUGCAGUAGAAUCUUUCCUAGGCAAGAGAGCCCAAUCAGUCAAUUCUGCCCUCAAGGAGCUUACAUUCUGCUGGAAGACUAUCUCCAAGAUGAAGGAUAUGGGCUGUUACUGUAGUAACUCUACUUCUUUUCCUCAUCUAUCUGCUCUGACUUCCCCAAAUGAUUUUGUCUUUCUUAUUAAUGAGACUAUGCAGUCACCACCCUCAGAUUCACCACUGGUCAUUGUCCAGAAAUCAAGCUGAGUAUUAGGGGUCUUUGAAGAUAUAUUUUGACCAUUUAUUGCCAGUUCAAUGACCCAGUAUUACUUCUUGCUUAAGAAGCAUCCAGUAUCUUAACUUUUAAUGUGUGCUAUGAAGUCUGAUUCCUCUGUUGGAAAUCCCUGCUUCGCAUCUGAGAUUUGCUGAUAUGAGUGCCUAAGGAACCUUUUCUACCCUGACCCCACUGCACACACUCAGAUGUGUCUAGUGCCCUCAGCCAGGGUCUUAUCAUUGUCUUUAGAGACAUGGCCUUUGUCUCAGAACUGUGUACCUAUUGGUAACUAAAUGCAUCUUGCCAAAAGAAGGGAAUGAAACCAAGCCUGGUGGUUGUAUUCCCAGAAGGAUAUGAUCCUCACACCAUUCUAAUGAGACUGGAAAAAGUCAAAGUGGUCACAUUACAAUCCUAACUCUACCGCCUAGACAGAGGUGAAGACUUUGCCCUUGCCAGGGACAACAGAAAAAGUCCUUUUUGGGCUGGAGGUGGGGACCCUACUGUUUCCCUCAGAUAUGGCUGGGGCUGUAUUUGUGCCCAACUAGCCUGGCCUCUAGCUCAGGGAGACCCAGAGAAGACAAUGUUCCCUGACCUCACUUGCAACAUCCCACACUGUUGUGAGAGGCAGGAAGUGCCUGAUUGGCCUGAGGCAAAGCAAGAAGCCUGGGUAGGAUGCAAUACUGUGACCCAGGGUUUCUUCCUGAAUGACCCUGUUUACCUUACUAGAAUGGGUUUGAGUUUUCCUCUUGGCCCCUUGAACAUCUCUGAUGCCUUCUAACUCCCCUGCCUCCUCCCCUAUGUGGGCCAAUGCUGCUUGUUCCAGACAUUUGAGAGUCCACGUGCUGUGAUCUUGCCAUGCUGAAAAUCUGUUUGGUACUUCUAGACCUCCAUGAGUAUUCUCACCAUACUUUGGGUUUAACUCUAGACUGUGGCCAAGAGAGAUGGCAGCAUACAACUUCAGAGUCUCAGUAAAGAGGUCAAGUUUUUUUGGGGGGAAAUUGCUGUGAAUUUGAUAUGUGAGAAUGGUGCAGUAGCUGGUCUAAGAUAUGAGACCCAUGCCAUCUUUGUGUGUCAGUUCUGUCUUUGUAAAUGGGGUUGGGAUGGGAUGGGGGUGGUGCUAGAUGAUCUCUGAAGUCCAACACAGACAGUAGUUAUAGGUUUGAAGAUUUCGGAGCUGGAAGGGGCCUUAGAGAUCAUCCAGUCCAAAGUAUUCAUUUUUAUAGAUGAAGAAACAGAACCCAGGAAAGUGAGUUGACUUGCAUAGUCUUGAAGAGUCUAGAUUCACCCCCAGGUCUUGUGAUUCCAAACCCUAGGGACUCUUUGCAGGAUCUCACCCAGAUCUUCUUGCCAUCUUUUAUUUCCUUACUUGGCAGAAGAGAAAGAAAGUGGAAAAGUUAAAACACUACAAAUUCUUGGUUUUAAGUAUUGAUUUUAUUAUCUUUUCAUUUUUUAAAAGUUAUAUUUAAAAUUCUUUCAAUAAUAAAGAUACAAAAAGUUUUAAGUCUUUUCAA
Molecule: messenger RNA, 4468 nt
Organism: Monodelphis domestica (gray short-tailed opossum)
Lineage: Eukaryota; Metazoa; Chordata; Mammalia; Didelphimorphia; Didelphidae
Gene: ARHGAP40
Product: Rho GTPase activating protein 40
Biological process (GO): signal transduction; regulation of small GTPase mediated signal transduction; regulation of actin filament polymerization
Cellular component (GO): cytoplasm
Molecular function (GO): GTPase activator activity
Source: RefSeq, a predicted model, not a curated record